UUCUGAGCUGCGAUCAGUUUUGGGGUCCCUAAGAUUGAGUGAUUGGAUGAACCGACCAGCCGUAAUAGAAAUUGGCGACAACUUUGACUCUUUAACCCGAGGACAUGCAACACAACCUGAAGAACUAACUGAUAUAAAUUUUGACAGAGAGAUAAAGCACUUCCUGCUGAGACGGAAUAUGCCAUUCGGCGGUGAUCUGCGAGCUAUCGAUAUUCAGCGGAAUCGAGACCAUGGAUUAGCAUCUUACAACGAUUUAAGAGAGUUUUGUGGCCUCAAGCGAGCCAGUAGCUGGGAAGAUUAUGGUGAUCUCAUCGAGCUCAAUAUUAUUGAAAAAAUGAAAUCCUUAUACGCUAGCCACGAAGACGUUGAUCUUACUGUGGGCGGUGCCGUGGAGGCACAUAUAACAGGAGCUCUUGCUGGACCCACAUUCCUUUGUAUACUUACAGAACAGUUCUAUCGUACACGUGUUGGCGACCGAUUUUGGUAUGAAAAUGCAGAUCCAUUGACAGGAUUCACAGAAGAACAACUCGCAGAAAUACGUAAAGCCAGCAUGGCACGUUUAUUAUGCAAUAAUGGAAACCAAAUCUCUUCAAUGCAGCAAUCUGCUUUUAAAGCCAUUUCAGAGUCAAAUCGUGUUGUGUCAUGCUCAGAUAUUCCUAAAGUUGAUGUGGCGAAAUGGAUUGAUCAGAAACCAUUGGUGCAAGCAAAUAACGUUUUAAACGUAGUUCCACUCCAUUAUGGGAAUUAAUUUAAAACUUAGGCCCAGUUUUUCAGUGCCACUGUAAACUUAGAUCACGCAAACUGCGUUUAAAUUGAACAGGUGGCUGACAUUUAAUUGCCUACGAUUAGUUUAAACCAGCCAACUCGCGCGUUUAAACUAUGUUCAAACCAAAGCCACGCACUUAAAAACUGGCCCUUAGUAUGCCAGGCUAAGUACAUAUACAACUUAUUGGAGAAAUUAAUUUCCACUAGAAAAAGCGUUUUUAUUAGUUACACUGUAUUCAUACAUAUAUACAUACAUAUAAAUACAUAUAUAAUGGAAAUAUAUUUUAAUCU
Messenger RNA from Rhagoletis zephyria (snowberry fruit fly), 1056 nucleotides. Its product is annotated as peroxidase. The record is from RefSeq and is a predicted model, not a curated record. Gene Ontology annotation, biological process: response to oxidative stress. Lineage: Eukaryota; Metazoa; Arthropoda; Insecta; Diptera; Tephritidae. Gene Ontology annotation, molecular function: heme binding; peroxidase activity.